AUGACGACGACGAUGGUUUCCUCCUCCGCCGCCUCCGCCUCCUUUACAAACGCGACCAAAACGAGCAGUUCGUGUUUUUCUUCUCGAUGUCUCUCGCGUCGUCGUCCGAGGCGUUUUUCUCGUCGUCGUCGCUCUCGCAAAUGUGAAAAGACGACGACGAAUGCAUCGACGACGCAAAAAUCAUCGUCGUCGUCCUCAGAGAAAGAUGAUGAUGAUGAUUCGAACGAGAAAGCAACAGCAUCGACGGGCGCAGCGACGACGACGAGCCGGAGAACCGCGCUCUUAUCUCUCGGGGUGGUAGUCGUUUCCUCUUCUACUACUAAUAUUGAAGCGGCGAACGCGGGAGAGAUGAUGGUGAUUGACUCUCGAACGUUCGUGUCGCGAGCGAUGCAAAAGUUUGAGCGAAACGACGUGGAAGGCGCGACGAUGGAUUUUGACAUGCUCAUUGAAAAGUCACCCGGGUCGAAGCCGUAUUUGUGGCAACGCGGGAUAGCUUUGUAUUACGUGGACGAGUUUCGGGAAGCGGAGAAGCAGUUUCGCGAGGACGUGAGAGUCAAUCCGAACGAUACCGAGGAAGCGGCGUGGGCGUUUUUGUCGCAGAUGAGAAAAGGAGGAGAGGAUGACGCGUCUUCUUCCUCUUCGUUGAAGAAAGCGAGGGGGGAGUUCGUCGAGUUGGCGGGGAGAGAUAGUCGUAAAGUGAUGGGUUCGGUUUUACGACUAUACAAAACUGGCGACGAAGAGGCGAAGAAAACGUUAGAGUCUUUAUCAAAGAAACCGGCGGAUUCGACGCAAAGCGCCAGCGACGCUUUCUACGCGUCGUUGUAUUUAGGAUUGUAUAGCGAAGCGCUUGGGAAUGCGGAAGAGGCGAAGUAUUGGGUGAAAAAAGCCAACGGUACGCCGUACGGGCAAAGAGCGAGCGGGGACUUUAUGACUUCGGUGGCCAAAAACGACGGGAGGAAACGUUGA
Bathycoccus prasinos is the source of this 966-nucleotide messenger RNA. RefSeq lists its product with no specific name. Gene Ontology annotation, molecular function: protein binding. Bases 1 to 966 code for a protein of 321 amino acids. The record is from RefSeq and is a predicted model, not a curated record. The transcript has 2 exons. Gene Ontology annotation, cellular component: chloroplast. Lineage: Eukaryota; Viridiplantae; Chlorophyta; Mamiellophyceae; Mamiellales; Bathycoccaceae.